This is a messenger RNA of Nematolebias whitei (Rio pearlfish), 1136 nucleotides long. It is a transcript of the gene nudt21, whose product is annotated as nudix hydrolase 21. Gene Ontology annotation, molecular function: mRNA binding. The record is from RefSeq and is a predicted model, not a curated record. NCBI's taxonomy places the organism in Eukaryota, Metazoa, Chordata, Actinopteri, Cyprinodontiformes, Rivulidae. The coding region runs from base 144 to 839 and encodes 231 amino acids. The transcript has 7 exons. Gene Ontology annotation, cellular component: mRNA cleavage factor complex.
CCGGAAGUAGAAAUCCAAAUGAGACCACAGCGGAGGCAUUAGAAAGGAGCGCCCGCUUUUUGUUUCUUUUGUUGUUUUAGGAACCAGAAGAAAAGAAAAAAACAACCAGCUAUUGCCAGAAGGUUUUAUACUCGUAGACAAAUAUGUCGUUUGUGCAACCCAGUCGCUCUAGUACCGGUUGGCCGCGCCGUAAUUCAGAUCAGUUCGCAUCGAAAUACAUCAGCGGCACGGCCUCUAAUAAACCGCUCACCCUGGAGAGGACCAUCAACCUAUACCCUCUCACCAACUACACCUUCGGCACCAAAGAGCCUCUGUAUGAGAAGGACAGCUCCGUGGCUGCCAGAUUCCAGCGGAUGCGCGAAGAGUUUGACAAGAUGGGUAUGCGCCGGACAGUGGAGGGUGUUCUCAUCGUCCACGAGCACAGACUGCCCCACGUGUUACUUCUGCAGCUGGGGACCACGUUUUUCAAGCUGCCCGGUGGAGAGUUGAAUGCCGGAGAAGAUGAAGUGGAGGGGCUGAAACGCCUGAUGACUGAGAUUCUUGGACGACAAGACGGGGUGAAGCAGGACUGGGUGAUUGACGACUGCAUCGGCAACUGGUGGCGCCCCAACUUUGAACCUCCGCAGUACCCCUACAUUCCAGCUCACAUCACCAAACCAAAGGAGCAUAAAAAACUGUUCCUGGUUCAGCUGCAGGAGAAAGCACUGUUUGCCGUUCCCAAGAAUUAUAAGCUGGUGGCUGCACCGCUGUUUGAGCUGUAUGAUAAUGCUCCUGGAUACGGACCAAUCAUCUCCAGUCUACCACAGCUGUUGAGCAGGUUCAACUUCAUCUACAACUGACCUGAGUGAAGAGAAGUGCGUCGGGCUGUCUCUGUGAGCGCAGCCGCAAGCGUCGUGAUGAGGACGUCCACCUCUGAGUCACCUUUUACAAAAUAAAUACUUGUCAGGUCAGAGUCAGCAGGGGCGUUUAUAUUGUCAGGAGAAAAAUAUAAAGUCAAGUCUUUUUUCUUUUUUUAAUGUGAUAAACUGCAACAUAUUUUAGUAUGCAGGAGGGUUGAGAAUCUGAUUUUACGUUUCCAUAAAAAAAAUGCCUGUUUAAUUAAAAAAAACAACAUCGUUGUGUUCUUUGUUUUAACC